AUGGCUAUAUUAAACUCCAACCCUGAGAUUCUUUUACGUAAGAGAAAGAAUGCUGAUCGUAAGAGAAUUGAAAAGCAAGAACAAGCCCAUGAAAAAUUAUUAAAACAAAAGAGACAACGUAAAACUCAACAAAAGAAUAAAUUCAUUAGAGCUGAAACUUUGGUAAGUAAUAAUAAAUCAAAUGCUCUUGAAAAGAAAAGAAUCAGAAACUUGACCAAGAAACAACAACAAGAACAAGCUGACAGUGUAUCCCAAUCAAAAGAAGAUGAUGAUGAUGAAAAUAAAUUAUUAUUCAUCAUUAGAAUACCAAAUCAUACUAAAGGGUUAAGAAUCCCAAAUAAAGCUUCCAAGAUAUUGAAUGUUUUAAAAUUAACUCAAACCAAUACUGGUGUGUUUGUUAAGGCUACUCCAACCACUUUCAGUUUAUUAAAUUUGAUUGCUCCAUAUAUCAUUGUGGGUAAACCAUCAUUAGCAUCGAUUCGUAAAUUAUUUCAAAAGAGAGCAUGUAUAUUAACUCAAGUUCAAGAAGAUGAUGAAGAAAUCCCAGUUAAAAAGAUUAUAAAAUUAGAUAAUAAUCAAUUAGUUGAAGAUCAAUUUGGUGAAGAUUUAGGAUUAAUCUGUAUUGAAGAUUUAAUUUAUGAAUUAACUAAUUUAAGUGACAAUUUUGUUUCAAUUACAAAUUGGUUAUUACCAUUUAAAUUAAAUCCUCCUAUAAAUGGUUGGGGUCCUCAAGCUAAAUUAGCUAAAUUAAUUUAUAAAAAUGAUGAAACUUUAAAACCGGUCAUUAGUUUAAGUCAAGAUUUUAAAUUAUCUGAAGUUGAAGAUAUUGAUAAGAUUAUUGAUCAACAAAAUUAA
Messenger RNA from Scheffersomyces coipomensis, 855 nucleotides. RefSeq names its product Rpl7p (gene RPL7). The transcript has a single exon. NCBI's taxonomy places the organism in Eukaryota, Fungi, Ascomycota, Pichiomycetes, Serinales, Debaryomycetaceae. Gene Ontology annotation, cellular component: cytosolic large ribosomal subunit. Bases 1 to 855 code for a protein of 284 amino acids. The record is from RefSeq and is a predicted model, not a curated record. Gene Ontology annotation, biological process: maturation of LSU-rRNA from tricistronic rRNA transcript (SSU-rRNA, 5.8S rRNA, LSU-rRNA). Gene Ontology annotation, molecular function: structural constituent of ribosome; RNA binding.